Ceratosolen solmsi marchali is the source of this 1357-nucleotide messenger RNA. RefSeq lists its product as uncharacterized. The transcript has 9 exons. Lineage: Eukaryota; Metazoa; Arthropoda; Insecta; Hymenoptera; Agaonidae. The record is from RefSeq and is a predicted model, not a curated record. Gene Ontology annotation, molecular function: N-acetyltransferase activity. The coding region runs from base 210 to 1304 and encodes 364 amino acids.
AGAAGGAAGGAGGGAGGUACAUCGAAUCGCCGCUGAACGUAGAUAAAGUUUGACGUUAUUUGAAUAUGUGUACAUUGGGGGGCCAUUGACAUGCGAUAGCAAUUAUAAUUCGUAUGUUAUAAUAAUCAAGGUCUUUGCUAGCGUCUCCUCUUUUUUUAUCUUGACUCUAAGAGCGAUGAGCAUGUGCGCUCCACGGGAGGCUUCUUUCAAUGCCAAUAAAACAGAAACUCGAUUUCCUUGUUCUAACCUACUCCGUCGCUCCGCCGCGAUACAUCACCGCGCAGAUGUUGCGAUUUUGCCCAUUGAGCCUGAAAAUAAUGGAAAAGUCGAUAGAUAUUCGACCCGCUGUGCGGGAGGACAGCAUAGAGAUUUGGAAUCUUAUCCAGGAAUUGGCUGAAUUUGAGGAGAUGCCAGAUGGUCCAAAGAUAGAUUACGAUGUUUUAGAAAAAGAUGGCUUCGAUGGUGAAAAUCCACUUUUUAAAUGUUACGUGGCAGUUUGCGAUAAUAAAAUAAUUGGCUAUGCAUUGUACUUCUAUAUUUAUUCAACAUUGAAUAAGAAAAUUGUGCAUUUGGAAGAUCUCUAUGUUACUCCAGAUUAUCGUCAGAAAUACGUAGGCAGUCGGCUUUUUCAUGCUAUUGCCAAGAGAACAUUCGAUGAAAAUUGUCAGUACUUGGACUUUUCAGUUUUAAGCUGGAAUCCGGCGCAAAACUUUUAUAAAGCUAAAGGAUCCAUUGAUUUAACCGAAAUGGAAGGAUGGCACAUGUAUCGUUUGAAUUGUCAUACUCUACAAAGCAUAGCAUCGAACUGUGUAAGCGAUGUGUACCAAGUGCACGACGCAAGAUUAGAGGAGUUCGAUUCGAUUAAGAGAUUAGCGGAGGAAGCAUUCGAGUCCCGGAGAGUCAGAAACGAGUCCAAAACGAAUGAAAUAUCCAUAGCGAUCGAAGAAAACAAUGACUUUGAUAAAAAAUGCCCCUAUUUUGGAUAUAUAGUCGUAGCUGUUAAUAACAGAGUGGUUGGUUAUGCGCUUUAUUGCUACACGUAUUCGACAUGGGAAGGAAAGUCAAUGUAUCUUCAAGAGUUUUAUGUAACUUUGAACGAACAUAAACUAAACAUGACAAACGAUCUAUUAUCUGCAGUAGCGAAGAAAGCUCACGAUGAAAAGUGUUCGAGAAUUGAUUUUUGGCUCUUGGAUCCAAAGAAAGCCGGACGAUUUUAUACAUCAAAGGGUGCUAUCGAUCUAACUGAAAAUGAAGAAUGGCAUUUAUACAGACUGCUCGAACUCCCAAAGAAGUCGUCAUUAUGAUAAUUUUAAUCAGUUACUAUUAGCUUAUCUUAAUUAUUUAUUAUUUAAGAAAC